UUAAGGUUAUGCUGCCAUAAUUAAAAAAAAAAAUAAAUCGCAAAUAUGAAAAAGAAACGUUAUUCUGGACCGAUUCCUCUCACUUAAUAUUAAAAGUUGCCUUUUUACUGUUAAAAUCCAUCUAAAAUAGUGCCUGGCCUUAUGCCGUAACGUCAUAAUUUGUCAAUUACGGUUUCCAUUUUGUUCACCCCAAGAGCAACAAAAUAUUAAUAUUUACACGAAAAAACCCCUGUAACAUUUAAAAAUAACGCAAAACAUGGCGAGUUUGAAGCCCCGUGACGCAAAAGGAAAAAUAUCCCUAGAAAACUUCACUGUCGAGAACUUCUUAGGGGCCAUCGAAAAUUCCCGCCAGUCCCAAGGGACAAGUAUCGAAAAUUACGACUUUAACAAGUCCCGAUGCCGCAUUUUAUCCGCAAACGAUCAAAUAUCCGAAGGGUCCAAAGGCGUUUUGUACUGGAUGACCAGAGACUGUAGGAUACAUGACAAUUGGGGCAUAUUGUUCAGCCAAAGGCUCGCCUUAAAGAACAAACUGCCACUGCUCAUAUGUUUCAGUUUGUUUGAGGCACAUCACUAUUACCCCACUAGAAGGCAUCAAGAUUUCCUUAUUAAAGGGCUUGAGCUUGUAAAAAAUGAUUGUGAGGCCUUAAAUAUUAACUUUUACUUAAUAAACCAGUCUCCAAGGGAAUUGGUAAAGAGUGUAGUGAAAAACAAACUGGGAGGAGUUGUGUGUGACUUUAGUCCAUUAAAAAAGAGGCGAGAAUGGAUAGACACACUUUGCAAAGCCUUACCUGAUGAUAUACCAAUAGUUCAAGUGGAUGCCCAUAAUAUUGUACCAGCAUGGAUCGCUUCCGAAAAGCAAGAAAUAAUGGCCAAAACACUGAGGCCAAAAAUAAAUAAAAAACUUUCCGAGUACUUAACAGGUUUUCCAGCAGUAAUUAAGCAUCCAUACAAAGGCAUUUUUAACAUAGAGACCAUUAGUUUCGAUAAAGCUUUCUCAGUUCUAAAGACAACUCAUGACGUUGGUCCAGUGGAGGAAGCAGGGGCUAAAAGAGGCUUGGAAAUGUUAUUUAAGUUCAUGCAAAAGGGCCUUAAACACUAUGGAAUCACCAGUAACGACCCCUCAAAAGAACACACCUCAAAUUUGAGUUUCUGGAUCAAUUUCGGGCACAUUUCGGCGCAAAGGGUGGCCUUGGAAGUGAAAAGUUUAGAAAGUCUGUAUAAGGAGCAAGUGGAUAAAUAUCUAGAAGAGCUGAUUGUCAGAAGGGAACUUGCUGAAAAUUACUGCUUUUAUAACGAGAAUUAUGAUAAUUUAAUGGGGGCGGCUGAUUGGGCGAGGAAAAGUUUGGAAUUACAUGCCGGGGACAAGAGGAGUUAUUUGUAUAGCAAGGAAGAGUUUGAAAAAGGAUUGACCCACGACGACUGUUGGAACGCCGCCCAAUUCCAAUUAAAAAAAGAAGGCAAAAUCCACGGGUACAUGCGCAUGUACUGGUGUAAAAAGAUCCUGGAAUGGAGCAGCGGUCCCAAAGAGGCACUGGACACCGCCCUAUGGUUGAACGAUACGUUCGCCCUCGAUGGUAACGACCCGAACGGGUUUGUGGGGGUGAUGUGGUCGAUAUGUGGGGUGCACGACCAGGGUUGGAGAGAAAGGGAGGUUUUCGGGAAGAUUCGCUUUAUGGUGGAGUACAGUUUGAGGAGGAAGUUCGAUAUGGAGGCUUAUUGUGCCAGAUACGGAGUGGUCGGGAAGAAAGAGCAGAAGAAAGGAGGGAGCAAGAGGAAGAAUUCUAAUUAAAGAUAUUUUACUUCAAAGAAAAAUGGGUUUUUGUACCAUUUUUGAAGAGGGAAUUAAGUUUUGGUUCAUUAUGCCUGUAAUGUAUGUUUUUUUAAAUAAAAUUUUUAAAAAACA
Molecule: messenger RNA, 1903 nt
Organism: Anthonomus grandis grandis
Lineage: Eukaryota; Metazoa; Arthropoda; Insecta; Coleoptera; Curculionidae
Gene: phr
Product: deoxyribodipyrimidine photo-lyase
Exons: 2
Coding region: 257-1789 (510 amino acids)
Biological process (GO): photoreactive repair
Molecular function (GO): deoxyribodipyrimidine photo-lyase activity
Source: RefSeq, a predicted model, not a curated record